Molecule: messenger RNA, 988 nt
Organism: Sitodiplosis mosellana (orange wheat blossom midge)
Lineage: Eukaryota; Metazoa; Arthropoda; Insecta; Diptera; Cecidomyiidae
Gene: Prosbeta6
Product: proteasome subunit beta type-1
Exons: 2
Coding region: 128-838 (236 amino acids)
Cellular component (GO): proteasome core complex
Source: RefSeq, a predicted model, not a curated record
ACUGCGGUGCAUGGGUGAAAUGAAAUUUUGUGUUGUCAUUCUAACAACAUACGAUUGAAACGAAAGGAUACAAUUUACAGCCGCUUCAUCAGUUUGUUGAUUUGUUAAAAUUUAUUUGCAAGUAAAAAUGGCAUCAUCAUUGUCGCAGAAAUUCCGUGAUUUCCCAGAAUAUCAAGUUGCUGGCGCAAAAGAAGUGAAUUUCAAUCCAUAUGAAUCGAACGGCGGAUCUGUGGUUGCCAUCGCAGGCAAUGAUUUUGCUGUGGUAGCUGGUGAUACCCGGUUGAGCUCGGGAUAUUCCAUUCAUACUCGUCAUCAGAACAAAUUAUUCGGUUUGUCAUCGCAGACGGUGUUAGCAUCGACCGGUUGCUGGUGUGACACUCUUUCGCUCACGGCAUUGGUUCGUUCUCGUAUGCAAAUGUACGAACAUUCGCAUAACAAAACCAUGUCCACAACGGCCGUCGCUCAAAUGUUGUCGAUUUUGAUGUACAAUCGUCGCUUUUUCCCAUACUAUGUGUCCAACAUUUUGGCCGGUUUAGAUGAAAAUGGCGAAGGUGUUGUGUACAGCUACGAUCCCGUUGGACACUGUGAACGGGCCAAAUAUCGGGCCGGCGGAUCGGCUAGUUCAUUGCUUCAACCCGUAUUGGACAAUCAAAUCGGUUUGAAAAAUCAAACAAAUCCAAGCACCGAACCGCUCACCAUGGAACGUGCCGUCGCAAUCAUCAAGGAUACAUUCAUUUCAGCAACUGAACGUGAUAUUUAUACCGGUGAUUCGGUCAUUAUAAAUGUCAUCACUAAGGAUGGUCUCAAAGAAGAGAAGCUGGAAUUGCGCAAAGACUAAAUUUCGAUCUAACGCUUACCGUUGAAAAUUACUUACGAACUCUUCAAACAAGAUCACUAACACUUUACCUUUAAUAAAGCGAAGAUAAAAUGGGAAAAAAAAUAAAUACAUGAAUAAAAAAAACAUUUGAUUUAUUAAAAAAAAAAAAAC